Messenger RNA from Lasiodiplodia theobromae, 1659 nucleotides. RefSeq names its product AAT family amino acid transporter. The transcript has 4 exons. The record is from RefSeq and is a predicted model, not a curated record. Gene Ontology annotation, biological process: amino acid transmembrane transport. Gene Ontology annotation, molecular function: amino acid transmembrane transporter activity. Lineage: Eukaryota; Fungi; Ascomycota; Dothideomycetes; Botryosphaeriales; Botryosphaeriaceae. Gene Ontology annotation, cellular component: membrane. The coding region runs from base 1 to 1659 and encodes 552 amino acids.
AUGUCUUCCCCGCACGCCGAAGCGGGGACCCUUCCCACCAAGGGAUCCCAGGACUCGCUACCCGCGUUCGCCAUCGACGAGAAGGAGGGAGGCGAUGUGAUCCGGAUCCCGCAGACGGCCCAGGCUGCCUACAAGGGCAUUUUCUCGCCCCGGCGUAUGCAGGUCAUCGCUCUCGGAGGUUCUAUUGGUAGCGGACUGUUCAUUACCACCGGCCGUGGUCUGUCUACCGGCGGCCCCGGUGGCUUCGUUUUCGGCUACGGUUUCGUCGCCAUCCUGGUUUGGUGUGUGUUGCAGCUGCUCACCGAGAUGACCAUCGCCUUUCCCGUAUCCGGUAACCUGUUCGAGUACGCGGACCGUUGGGUUGACCCGGCCCUGGCCUUCGCCGCCGGCUUUGCCGAGUGGCUCGGAUGGACUGCCGUGUGCGCGGCUGAGGCCACCAUGUUCACCGUUCUGAUCAACUACUGGGCUGAGGGCAGCGUGCACGAUGCUGUCUGGUUGUCCAUCUUCCUCGUCAUUGUCUUCGGUCUGUUCUUCUUGCCCAGCAAGGCUUUUGCUUGGUUUGAAUACGUCACGUCCCUGGUCAAGGUCGUUGCCUUCUUGACUAUUUUCUGGUCCUCGGUCGCAAUCAUGGCCGGCGGCGGUCCGAAGGGCUUCGUCCACACGGGAGAAACGUGGAGGAACUCUGUGGUAUUCAAGAACGGCUUUGCGGGUAUUGGCCAGUGCAUGAUGUUGGCAUGCUGGGCUUACGGUGACCAAGUCUUCAUCGGAAUCAUGGGUGGUGAAGCAUUCUUCCCCCGUCUUUCCAUGGGUCGCGCUUGCAAGAUGGUCACUGGUCGCAUGUUUGUCAUCUACAUGAUGUCCAUCAUGUGGAUUUCGCUCCUCGUUCCGUCCGACGACGAUCGUCUGUACGGUUCUUCGGGUGCUGCUGCGUCGCCCUUCAUCAUUGCCAUGCAGGACGCCGGUAUCACCGGUCUCCCUCACUUCCUUAACGGCGUUAUUGUCGUCGGUGUGACUGCCAUUGCUUGCGAGAGUAUUUACAUUGCGUCGCGUACCCUGCGGUCACUGGCUGCGCAGGGUCUGAUUCCGAAAUUCAUGGCGACUGUCGAUGCCAGGGGCCGUCCGCGGUGGAGUCUUGCUGUGACGAGUGUCGUCGCAGUCAUCCUGACCUACAUCAACCUGAGCAGCGGUGGUGUCACCAUCUUCACGUGGUUCACGUCCAUCACGUCCUCCUCUUUCUUCUCCGUCUGGAUUAUUCUCGUCAUCGUGUCCUGGCGCUUCCGCGCCGCCCUGAAGGCUCAGAACGACCCGCUUUUCGACCAAAUCUACGCCUGGAAGGCGACUUGUUAUUACUUCACGCUGGGCUGGCUGGCACUCGGCUGCGCGCUGCUCACCGCCGCCUGCAUCUACGUCGGCCUGUACCCCGUUGACGGCGGUGGCCUGUCGGUCGAGUCGUUCUUCCAAUACGUGCUGGGCCUGAUCCUUAUCCUUACUAGCUACGUCGGCUACAAGGUCAUCUUCCGCACCAAGAUCCGCGACGUCAAGACGGUAGACUUGAUGUCUGACCGCCGGCCGCUGAGCGACGACGACAUCGCGGAGUUGGACGCAUACUACAGGCAGGGAAUUUACAGGCGUUUCGCGAGCUAUUUCACUAUUUGGUAG